AUGAACAAUUUCUUGAUAAUACUGAUCCUUUUGGACCUGUGCACCGGCUUAAGCAAUGGUUUUGAUAUGCAAGCAAAAACCAAAGUCAUGUUACUUAACCAGUUGGAACACAACAAACUCCUCAAGGUUCGUUGUGGCAACCACAAAGGGGAGGAGAAGCUUCUAAAAAUCGGUGAAGAAUAUGAGUUUACUUUCGGUGAUAACUUUAGCGGAGCAACCAAUUACUCGUGUAAAAUGGACCGGGGUCCUGAUAAUUUCAAACAUCACCAAGAGUUUGUGGUGUAUGACGCGAUGUGGACCAAAUAUCCUGAGAUUACAUGUAAGUGGAUGGCUAGAGAAGAUGGUAUCUACUAUUCUCAAGACGGAAACCUCCCUCAGAAGAAAUAUGAGUGGGAAGGUUCUCGCCUAACAGGAAACAAAGUCACGUUAAGAAACGAGUUAGAGCACAACAAACUCCUCAAGGUUCGUUGUGCCAACGAUGAAGGGGAGCAUCUUCUGAAAAUCGGGGAAGAAUAUGAGUUUAGUUUCGAUGAUUACUUUUUCCAUUCGUGUACAAUGGCCCAAGGUCCUAAUAAUUUCAAACAUCACAAAAAAUUUUGUGCGUACAUGCCAAUCAAUGCUGAUGACGCUCCACCUAAGUGGAUUGCUAGAGAAGAUGGUAUCUACUUUACUAACGAUGGAAACGUCCCUCAGAAGAAAUAUGAGUGGGAUGGUCCUCGUCUCCUCAAAAACUAG
Molecule: messenger RNA, 735 nt
Organism: Eruca vesicaria subsp. sativa (arugula)
Lineage: Eukaryota; Viridiplantae; Streptophyta; Magnoliopsida; Brassicales; Brassicaceae
Source: the annotation of a GenBank genome assembly